CGGUCGAGCCCCGAGGCCGUGUCCCCGGCUCCAGAGGCUCCGCCCGCCCGUGCCGAGGCUCUGCCCGCCGGGCCAGGCUGGGCUGGGCUGGGCUUGUGCCGGGCCGGGCCGGGCGAGCGCCCAAUCAGCGCGGCGCGGGGGCUCGGGGCGCUUUAAGCGCGGCGGCGGCUGCCGAGCGGGGACAAAGUCCCCCCGGUGCCACCACCGGCAUCCCCGCUCGCCCGCGGCCACCGCCGAGCAUCCCCGCUCCGACACCGCCCCCACCACCGGGGCUGGGACCGGCACAGCCCCCGCCACCGGGAUAGGGACCGGCACAGCCCCCGCCACCGGGAUUUGGACUGAGACAGCCCCUACGACAGCGACUUGGACCGGGACAGCCCUCACGAUCGCGACUCGAACGGCGACAGCCCCCACCGCCGAGAUUUGGACCGGGACCGCCUCCACGACCGGGAUUUGGACCGGAACCGCCACUAGGACCGCGAUUUGGACUAAGACCGGGAGCGGGAGCGGGAUUUGGACCGGGACCGGCGGGGGCUCCGUUCCCCCCCCCUCCUCCUCGCCCUCCUGCCCCCCUCCUGCCCGGCCAUGUCGAUGCUGCCGUCGUUUGGCUUCACGCAGGAGCAGGUCGCCUGCGUCUGCGAGGUCCUGCAGCAAGGGGGGAACCUGGAGAGGUUGGGACGGUUCCUGUGGUCCCUGCCGGCUUGCGACCACCUGCACAAGAACGAGAGCGUCCUGAAGGCCAAGGCGGUGGUGGCUUUCCACCGCGGCAACUUCCGAGAGCUCUACAAGAUCCUGGAGAGCCACCAGUUCUCUCCUCACAACCACCCGAAGCUGCAGCAGCUCUGGCUCAAGGCUCACUACGUGGAAGCCGAGAAGCUGCGGGGCAGACCUUUGGGCGCCGUGGGCAAAUACCGCGUGCGGCGAAAAUUCCCUUUGCCCCGCACCAUCUGGGACGGCGAGGAAACCAGUUACUGCUUCAAGGAGAAAUCCCGGGGCGUGCUGCGGGACUGGUACGCCCACAACCCUUACCCGUCCCCCCGGGAGAAGCGGGAGCUGGCCGAAGCCACCGGGCUCACCACCACCCAGGUCAGCAACUGGUUCAAGAACCGGAGGCAGCGGGACCGAGCGGCGGAGGCGAAGGAAAGGGAGAACACAGAAAACAACAACGCGGCCACCAACAAACCGAACCAACUCUCGCCUCUGGAUGGGAGCAAACCUCUCAUGUCCAGCUCCGAGGAAGAGUUUUCCCCUCCCCAAAGCCCGGAUCAGAACUCGGUCCUGCUCUUGCAGGGGAACCUCAGCCACGCCAGGAGCUCCGGCUACUCCCUGAGCGGCUUAGCAGCAUCCCAGACCCCUCACAGCCUCCAAGGCCACCAGCUCCAGGACUCGCUGCUGGGACCCCUCACGUCCAGCCUGGUGGAUCUGGGAUCCUAAAGGCCCUCGGCAGGCGGCUGGAGGAACGGGAGAGGAGGUUUCGCUCGGAGACAGGCUCUGGGUUGUACAUAGAGGACAGCACCCGGUUUUACAGCUCACCCCGCUGAUUCUUGACGGGACUCUCGGCUCUUUUCACACAACCCCACAUCGGCUCCUGGUCCAGCUCCCCCCCCUUUCCAUCCCACUCCCCAGCAUCUCCCAUUAUCACCAUGAUUUUAAUUUUUUUUUUAUUUUCCAAGUAGCCAAACGCAGAGAGCAGCAGAAACCCUCAGCUCCUCGAGUUCAAAUGAGCUGAUCCCAGCGGGAACUACAAAAGAAAAAAAAAUGGAAAAAGAAAAAGUAAAAAAAAAAAAACCCAACCCAAUCCCAGCUGGAUCCGAUUCCACCCAAAUAAAUCCCAGCCCCGCAGGCGCCGUGGGGCAGGGGCGGCCGGAGCAUCCCUGCUGCUGCCCCCACGGAGCAGGGACGGGGCAGAGGGAGCGACCGGCUGUACCGAGCCCUGGGCUGGAGCGGGAGGAGGGAGGGGAAGUUAUCGUUUACAUUUUUUCAUAUUUAGCCUUACCAGAAAGAUUUCGAUGUAGUUUAAAUUAAAAAAAAAAAAAAAAAAAAAAAAAAAAAAAGGAAAAAGCUGCAGUAUUAGAGUUUUAACAAGUGCCUAUGUCUUAUAGCGGCUGGGCGAGGCGGUGAAGGAUGGGCUCGCACCCCCUGGCUUCCUUCUUGGAAGUGAAAUGUAUGGGUGUGGCUAAAAAUUAGGAUGAUAAUAAUGAUAAUUAUAAGAGUCGACGGCCGUUUCCCCCUCAACGAAUUUUCCUCAGGCUGCCCCUCAGCUCCACGUCCCCUCCUCCCCUCUGUCCCAGCUCACCACCCUUCUCCUUCGCCUUGCAGGGAGCCCGCGGACAACGCUGUCUGUCUCGAGGAUUUGUUACCCCAAACCGCAUGUGCUUUCAGGUUUAUUUUCUAUUGUACCUAAACCAGUCUAAAUUAAACCACGCUGA
This is a messenger RNA of Cuculus canorus (common cuckoo), 2429 nucleotides long. RefSeq names its product SIX homeobox 1 (gene SIX1). The transcript is spliced from 2 exons. Gene Ontology annotation, biological process: regulation of transcription by RNA polymerase II. Lineage: Eukaryota; Metazoa; Chordata; Aves; Cuculiformes; Cuculidae. Bases 586 to 1434 code for a protein of 282 amino acids. The record is from RefSeq and is a predicted model, not a curated record. Gene Ontology annotation, cellular component: transcription regulator complex; nucleus. Gene Ontology annotation, molecular function: DNA-binding transcription factor activity, RNA polymerase II-specific; RNA polymerase II cis-regulatory region sequence-specific DNA binding.